GAGGAGGCAGCGGCCGCCGGCCGGAGACCCUGCCCAGGGGGCCGGCUGGAACAAUGCUAGCCUGCCUGACCCGGGGGAGCUUACUGGACGUCCUGCAGGAGGGCUUCAACGAGCAACAGCUGCAGGCGUACGUGGCCUGGGUGAACGCGCAACUGAAGAAGAGGCCAGCGGUGAAGCCAGUGCAGGACCUGCGACAAGAUCUCCGGGAUGGGGUGAUCCUGGCGUAUCUCAUUGAGAUUGUCGCAGGAGAAAAGCUGAGUGGGGUACAGCUGAGUCCCAGUAACCAACAAGAGAUGAAGAAUAAUGUGGAAAAAGUGUUACAGUUUGUAGCCUCCAAAAAGAUUCGUAUGCACCAGACUUCAGCUAAAGAUAUCGUGGAAGGUAACCUGAAGUCUAUCAUGAGGCUGGUCCUGGCCUUGGCAGCUCAUUUCAAACCUGGCUCCAGCAGGACAGUGAGCCAAGGACGGGAUGCCAGAGCCCCCCUGCAGACUCACCAGCCUCACUGUGCCACUGCUGUGGCCCAGGGCGCCGCCGCUGCUCUGGCCGAUGUGUGUCAUGACAUGUCGCGGUCUGGGCGGGAUGUCUUUCGAUACCGACAGAGGAACAGCAGCAUGGAUGAGGAUAUUGAGAAUCCAUGCUGGAGCGUGCGAGCCCUGGUGCAGCAGUAUGAAGGACAGCAAAGGUCCUCGUCUGAGUCCAGCUGCUCCAGCCUGACUUCCCCCAGUCCUAUCCACAGUGCAAAGAGUGAAUCCGUUAUAACCCAGUCGGAGGAGAGGGCAGAUUUCGUGAUUAUUCCCUCCGAAGGAGUAGAGAACAGAACAGAGGAGACAGACUCUCCAUUACCCCGGGACUGGAGACCAGGCAGCCCCCGGACCUACCUGGAGACUUCAUGGGAAGAGCAGCUGUUGGAACAACAAGAACAUUUGGAAAAAGAAAUGGAGGAAGCCAAGAAAAUGAUAUCAGGAUUACAGGCCUUACUGCUCAACGGAUCCUUACCUGAAGAUGAACAGGAGAGGCCCUUGGCCCUCUGUGAACCAGGAGUCAAUCCCGAGGAACAGUUGAUUAUAAUCCAAAGUCGUCUGGAUCAGAGUAUAGAGGAGAAUCAAGACCUAAAGAAGGAGCUGCUGAAAUAUAAACAAGAAGCCAGAAACUUACAGGGGAUAAAGGAUGCCCUGCAGCAGAGGCUGACUCAGCAGGACACAUCUGUCCUUCAGCUCAAACAGGAACUACUGAGGGCAAAUAUGGACAAAGAUGAGCUGCACAACCAGAACGUGGAUCUGCAGAGGAAGCUAGAGGAGAGGAAUCGGCUCUUGGGAGAAUAUAAGAAGGAGCUGGGGCAGAAAGAUCGCCUCCUGCUGCAGAACCAGGCCAAGUUGGAAGAAGCACUUCGGCAACUGUCUGAGGCCAGUUACCAGCAGGUGGACCUGGAGCGAGAGCUGGAACACAAAGAUGUCCUUUUGGCUCACUGUAUGAAAAGAGAGGCAGACGAGGUGACCAGCUACAACAAUCACAGCUCUCAAAGCAAUGGUUUUCUCCUUCCAGCGGCAGGAAAAGGAGCUGCUUCAGUCGUUCACAGAGGGAGCAGCGACCUGCAGCUUGUGCGAGACGCCCUCCGCAGCCUGCGCAACAGCUUCAGUGGCCACGACCCUCAGCACCACACCAUCGACAGCUUGGAGCAGGGCAUCUCCAGCCUCAUGGAGCGCCUGCAUGCCGUGGAGACCCAGAGGAAGCAAGAAAGAAGGGUUCGGGGCAAGUCACCCAGAACUCAAGCAGGUAGUGAAUACCGGGAGUCCUGGCCCCCUAAUUCAAAGUUGCCUCACUCACAGAGUUCUCCAACUGUCAGCAGCGCCUGCACGAAGGUGCUCUAUUUCACUGACCGGUCACUCACACCCUUCAUGGUUAAUAUACCAAAGAGGCUGGGGGAGGUGACACUGAAGGAUUUUAAAGCGGCUAUUGACCGGGAAGGAAAUCAUCGGUAUCACUUCAAAGCACUGGAUCCUGAGUUUGGCACUGUCAAGGAAGAGGUUUUCCAUGAUGAUGAUGCCAUUCCUGGAUGGGAAGGGAAAAUUGUGGCCUGGGUAGAAGAAGACCAUGGAGAAAAUUAAUGCUGAGUAUUAGAUUGGGGACUUGCAGAAGUUGGCACACCCUGGCUGCUUCACUCAGGAAAGAGGACUAAAACCAGAAUACACAGGAAGUUUGUGCUGCCAAAACAGAAGCUUCUCCAAGUGUGACAGCCAUGGGCCAGUCCUGUUUGUGUGCCUGGCAUGUGUGGCAGCUAAAAUCUCUGUCCAAAAGUAGACCAUGGGUUCUUCUGGAGUUCCUUGUCCGUGGGAACACACUGUUUUACUCUACUCUGCGGACAAAAAACCGAAGGCCUUAACCAACGGGGAUGGAUGAUCCCGCUCCUAUAUGGGCAUGGCUGCUAUUAUCUGGAACCCAGGAACUGGAUGCAUCACUCCUAUGUGUUACAGUAUUAUUUUCAUUUUAAUUGGCCUCAGUGGUUGCAGCAAUCAGGGUCCCAGCAUUUGUACUCACAGACAAGGUGGAGGUACCAGCUUUUUUGCUUCUUUGCAGCUAUUGCAAACCAAGAAUAACUCAAAAGGUGGUACCAAAGAUGAAAGCCCACUCUUCAGGAAUUUUUUUGGACUGGACGUGGAUGGUGCUGAAUUGUUAAUUGGAUUGAAAAAGGGCUGCCCAUAUUGUGCUGUACUAUGCUAAAACCAUAAUUAAGACCUUGGGCUGCCUCUUGCGUCUUAACUGAUUCUGCAACUUGUCCUUUACCCACAGAAGGCAUAUUUCAUGUACUGCUUGUUUUUCUCUGUGGACUCUCUAACUUUAGAGCCAUUCCCCUCCCCCCCCCCCGCCCCCCCCCACCUUCUAACUGAUGAACUUUGUAUUUGAAAGGAAUAAGGAGUGAAAAUCUCCUUUCAAAUCCAGGCGGGUAUGGAAAGGUGCUGCUACCCAUAUCUUCUUGACUUUCUUUCUCUCAUGACUUUUCUUUAGCCCAUGGCAUCUCCUUUGCAGUUGAAAGGAAACAAACCAUUACUUUCAGUGUUUGUGAUUUAUAAGUACUGAGCAUGAAUUAUUGGUCUGCCCCUCUUCGAUGUCAAGGCCAGAGUUAUUUUCUAUAAUAUAUUUAGUCUAGGCUGAUCCUUUAGGGCACAAUAGAAACCAUGGGGGCAUGAGAUGUG
This is a messenger RNA of Budorcas taxicolor (takin), 3191 nucleotides long. It is a transcript of the gene DIXDC1, whose product is annotated as DIX domain containing 1. Bases 54 to 2105 code for a protein of 683 amino acids. The transcript is spliced from 20 exons. Gene Ontology annotation, cellular component: cytosol. Gene Ontology annotation, biological process: canonical Wnt signaling pathway. The record is from RefSeq and is a predicted model, not a curated record. Gene Ontology annotation, molecular function: protein binding. Lineage: Eukaryota; Metazoa; Chordata; Mammalia; Artiodactyla; Bovidae.